AUCAAGCUAGAUGGUCACGAGAUUAUGGCAACCGAGAUUGAGCUAUUAGAUCGACAUCGAACAGUCUAUCAAGCUCCAGGGGAAAGUGAUUCCAUACUUUAUGGUCGGGGUCAUUUUGAUGGACGACCUGCACUCGUACUAUCGGAUGCUGAUGGGAUUACUUUGGAUGAAUUGGCCCGCAGCAACUACGAGGUCCCCGAGGAGACAUUAAGAUCUUCUCUGGAGGAAGUCUUUAGUGAGUUUUCGAAGCAUGGAGCUUUGUACCGAGACCAGAAGCUGGAUAACUUCUUGUUGUGUGAUGGCAAAGGCCGCGAGAAGAGCAGAGUGAUGGUUGUUGAUCUUGAGCAGGUGGAAUUCCCUGAGCAUCUUCGUCCUUGGCAACAUUCUAUCAACCAGGAGGGAGCGAGGUCUCUGAUGGAAGAGUUUAGAUACAGACGUAACCCCGGGCGCGAAUUAUCUCCACUUGAGUUCUGGAUGUCUGGGCAUGAUAAGGGUGUCUCCCUCGGCGAGCUAAAUGAUUUUGCACCCGCGAUCUGUCAAGAAAGUCUUGGGAGGCCUGCUUCUACCACGGCUUGA
This is a messenger RNA of Aspergillus brunneoviolaceus CBS 621.78, 576 nucleotides long. RefSeq lists its product as uncharacterized. NCBI's taxonomy places the organism in Eukaryota, Fungi, Ascomycota, Eurotiomycetes, Eurotiales, Aspergillaceae. The annotation marks the transcript as partial. The record is from RefSeq and is a predicted model, not a curated record. The transcript has 2 exons.